Messenger RNA from Mytilus californianus (California mussel), 2167 nucleotides. Its product is annotated as cyclic nucleotide-gated channel cone photoreceptor subunit alpha-like. The record is from RefSeq and is a predicted model, not a curated record. Gene Ontology annotation, molecular function: protein-containing complex binding; intracellularly cGMP-activated cation channel activity; intracellularly cAMP-activated cation channel activity. Lineage: Eukaryota; Metazoa; Mollusca; Bivalvia; Mytilida; Mytilidae. The transcript is spliced from 4 exons. Gene Ontology annotation, cellular component: intracellular cyclic nucleotide activated cation channel complex; plasma membrane. Bases 1 to 1860 code for a protein of 619 amino acids. Gene Ontology annotation, biological process: monoatomic cation transmembrane transport.
AUGGAGAUCAGAAGGAAGAGUGAGGUUGUAGAGAAAGACCCGUUUCUAGAUAAAUUUACAGUAACCGGAAGAGCAUUUGAAAAAGACGAAGAUGAUCAUUUUGAAUGUUCUAAAUUAUUUACGAAAAAAUUUUGGAAGGAGCUGGUUUUUGACCCUGCUGAUUUCCCAUAUUACUAUUGGUCCAUGUUGGCUGCAUCGAUUAUCAUGUACAACAUCGUCUUCAUCAUCCUGAGAAUAACAUUUCAUGAUCAAGUAGAGUCUCCACACACUAUACCCAUCUGGUUUGCCUUCGAUUAUAUCUCCGACUUCUUCUAUCUAUGUGAUAUGUUUGUCAAAAGCAGAAUCGGGUUUCUUGAGAGUGGUCUCUUGGUGAAAGAUGUAGGUCGCCUGACCAACGUAUACUUGAAGUCUUGGAUGUUCAAGGCCGACAUAUUAUCCGUCUUACCAACGGACUUUUUUUAUUUCCUACAACGAAAUACAGCCUUUCGUUUAAACAGAAUUAUUAAAAUUUGGAGAAUGAUGGAAUUUUUUCGCUUGGCUCAGACUCAUACAAACUUUCCCAAUCUUUUUGGUGUUGCUCGUUUGAUUUUAUACAUUAUCAUCAUUAUACACUGGAACGCCUGUUUUUACUUCUCAAUAAGCCGUUAUCUUGGGUUCGGAAGUGAUGGUUGGGUUUACCCCGAUCCAACCACCGAAGAUUACGGAAAUUUCUUUAAGCAGUAUGUAACUAGUUUUUAUUGGUCUUGCUUGACGUUGACUACAAUCGGAGACACGGCGUAUCCGGAAACAGUCAUGUCUUAUUGUUUCUGCAUAGUCGAUUCACUGGUUGGUGUGUUGAUUUUUGCUACUAUUUUUGGAAACGUUGGUGCGUUAAUUAACGGAAUGGAUGCCGCAAGAACGGAAUAUCAGGCAAAGGUCGAUUCAGUUAAGAGAUACAUGGAACUAAGAGGUGUUUUCGGAGAACUCCAAGUACGUGUCAUCAAAUGGUUCGAUUACACAUGGAAUAAUAAGCAAUCGUUUGAUGACAAAGAAGUACUAUUUUACCUUCCCGAAAAACUACGCGCCGAAAUUUCGGUUCACGUUCAUUUAGGGACAUUAAGACGAGUUGCGAUUUUCCAGGACAGUGAGCCAGGAUUGCUUGUCGAACUUGUGUUGAAACUUCGUUUACAGGUCUUUAGCCCUGGUGAUUAUAUAUGUCGUAAAGGAGACAUCGGGAAAGACAUGUACAUUGUAAAACGCGGGAAAUUACAGGUUGUGUCAGACGAUGGAAAAGUAAUUUUUGUUACGCUUAGCGAUGGCUCCGUCUUUGGCGAAAUCAGCGUUCUUAAUAUCUCGGGAAACAAGACCGGUAAUCGUCGAACUGCAAGCGUGCGCAGUGUUGGUUAUUCAGAUUUGUUUUGUUUGUCGAAAAGGGAUCUAUGGGAUGCUUUAGAAGAAUACCCAGAAGCCAAGAAGAAUCUGAUGCACAAGGGUCAACAACUUCUUCGUAAAGACAACCUUCUGGAUGAGGAUGCCGCAAGAAAAGAGGAAAGACGUCUACAAAAUCUCGACAAGAGGAUUGAACUGAUACAUGACGCAGUUGAUGAUCUGCAAUGUAAUGUCAAAAGACUUGCUAAACAAAUACAAAAUCAGCAGAACCCAGGUCUUCUACAAGCGAAAUCUAAGUCACGUGUGAUGCUUAAGCCACAAGAUCAACCAAAAGAAGAAUCUAAAGACCCUCCAAAGGCUGCUUCACCAAAAGAGGAUUCUAAGGACCCUCCAAAGGCUGCUUCACCAAAAGAAGAAUCUAAAGACCCUCCAAAAGCUCCUGCUCCGAAGGAGGAAAGCAAAAAAGAACCAGAAGAAAAACCAGAAACCUAAAUCGGAAGAAGCGAAAAAAGAAGACAACGGAGAGUAGAACAUUUCAAAAAGAGUUUCGUAAAAUCAUUGCAAAUCAUAAUUUUCUAGGACUGUCAUUUUCUGUGUUUCAAAUAUACUUGAAUUUAGUAUGCCUGUAAAAAUGGGGGGUUUACACUGUGUUAAGCGAAGUUGAUAUAUGAUUGUUUUGAAUUUAAAUUCAUUAAUCAUAAAUUCGUUAUCAUGAAAUAAUGGCUGUUUUGUUUAAAACGUAUAUUUAUUGAAAUAUCAUAGGAGACUGUCAUACUGAUUAAUAUAAAACCAGUGUAGA